This is a messenger RNA of Exophiala dermatitidis NIH/UT8656, 363 nucleotides long. RefSeq lists its product as uncharacterized. The record is from RefSeq and is a predicted model, not a curated record. Gene Ontology annotation, cellular component: EKC/KEOPS complex. Lineage: Eukaryota; Fungi; Ascomycota; Eurotiomycetes; Chaetothyriales; Herpotrichiellaceae. The transcript is spliced from 2 exons. The coding region runs from base 1 to 363 and encodes 120 amino acids.
AUGGCCACUGCCCAUGCGCGAUCACAAUUUCCCUGUUCUCUUGUAAUCGAUGUUCCCCUCCUGAACCACCGCCUCGCAUCUUCCGCCUUGCGCGCCCUUCAGGUCGAUGCUGAAAUAUCUCCCCUUGUGCGCCGAAAAUUUUCCUUGAUAUCCUCAGACUCAGAGUCCCGUGCAGGGAAAGCAAAUGACCAGGACGGCGACGCAGGAUUGAAGGAUGAGAAGAACACGAUUCUUCGCACCGAAUACAGCGCCACGACCAACCGAAUGCUCCGAGUGGCUGUUAAUGGCUUCAUGGAAUCUCUAGGAGUUGUCCUGCAAGUCAUGGAAGAGCUAGAUGUAGACGUACUGGAGCCACAGACAUGA